UUCGUGGGUUGUUCGUUUAAAAUGAAAAAAGCGAAAAGUACCGUUUCCAAGGAAAAAAAGAAAAAAAAGCUCGAAAAGAAGUCACGAAUGCAGUAUUCGAAGGAGAAGAUGGUACUGGCCGUAGAAGAGGUUAAACGAGGCAGUUCCAUUAUUGCCUCGGCAAGGAAAUUCGCAGUGCCUGAAUCGACGCUCAGGGCAAAACUACAAAACAAAUACAACGACAAAAAGCCUGGGCCAUCUUCCUUCUUGUCUCAAGAGCAGGAAAAGGAAAUCGUUGAUUGGUUGUUUUGCUGCUCCAAAGCUGGUUUUCCAAUCACAAAAUCUCAGUUGUUGCAAAGUGUGCAGGCAUUUUGUGUUAAUUUGAAGAUCAAAAACCCGUUUACAGACAAUAAACCGGGAAGGAGUUGGUAUGGGUCUUUUGUCAAGCGUCAUCCGGAAAUAUCAGUGAGAAUCUUGGAAAACGUCAAUUUGAAUAAAGCAAAAGUCUCAGAAGAUACAUUAAAACAGUGGUUCACUAAAACAUCUGAAUAUUUGAGUAGUGAAAAUGUAUUGGAUAUUGAACCAAACAGAAUAUUUACUUCGGAUAAAACAGGAAUCUCAAUUGUCUUGGCAUCUACAAAAUCUAAAAACAGAAAUAAGAGGGAAGAAAAUAUUAAAGUUUUGGUGACAGGCAACGCUGCAGGAGAUCUUGCGCCCACUUUCAUACUCUUCACUGGGAAAUCAAUACCUAAAAAUGCUGCUUUAAAUGCUCCACCAGAUUUUUCAUUUGGAUGCAAUGAAAGUGGCUGGAUGUUAGCCAAAACAUUCUACGAUUACAUGGUAAACAAGUUUGAACCAUGGUUGACUGAAAAAAAAAUUGAACGACCAGUUGUAUUUUUCAUCGAUGGUCAUUCGUCGUAUAUCACACUGCCACUGAGCAAAUUCUGUUCUGAGCACAAAAUUGUACUUGUUGCUCUACAUCCAAAUGCCACGCACUUGCUACAACCUCUUGACGUGUCGUUCUUCAACUCAUUGAAAAAUCACUGGCAACAAAUCCAUGGUCAAGUUUGUGAAAACUCUGCAUCCAAAUGUAUAAAAAAAAAUCAAUUUGCUCAAAUUUUGAAAUCGACAUUGGGUAAUUUAGAUGUGAAAAAACUGCUUCAAAGUGGUUUUCAAAAAUGUGGCUUAUAUCCAUUAGAUGCAGAAGCUCCCGAUUACAAACCUUUAUAUCCAAGCAAUCCUCGAGUUGAAGAUGUUGAAGUGAUCGAAAGGUAUUUAAGUACCGAUCAACUACAACGAUUCAGAGAUAAUGAAGAUUUCCAUUGGAUAGGCCCAGCUGAGGAUAAAAAUCUUUUUACCGUAUGGUGCCAAGCAAAACUAUCGAGCGGGAAUUUGAAUGAUCCGACAGAUUUGAAGGAAAACGAAGGUCCCGAAACUUCUGUCGAUCAAGUAUUCAGUGAAUGCGUUUCGAAUGAUUCAAAAGUAUCUCUUAUAGCCAAUAAUGAUGUAAAUAAUUUGUUCUAUACUACACAUAAUUCAGUGAUAAGUCUUAUGGAUAAUACCAACAGCCAAAAUAUAAGUAAUAAAAGUGAUAUUUACAAGAAUCCACUUAUUAAUAAGUAUAAUAAUACAUUGGAAAUAUCAGUAAAGGAAUAUUUAACUUGGUCUACUGAUAGUAAACUUAAUUCUACCAGUAAGAUAUCCAAACAAAGGUUGAAGCUACCUCUAAUCGUAUCUGGAGAUGAAUGGCAAAAGUUACAAGAGACAAAAGAAAAUGAAAACGAAUAA
Copidosoma floridanum is the source of this 1767-nucleotide messenger RNA. RefSeq lists its product as uncharacterized. Gene Ontology annotation, cellular component: nucleus. The record is from RefSeq and is a predicted model, not a curated record. Lineage: Eukaryota; Metazoa; Arthropoda; Insecta; Hymenoptera; Encyrtidae. Gene Ontology annotation, molecular function: DNA binding.